AUGUCCCUAGGGCCACUGAAAUUCCAGGCGGUGGGAGAGGAGGAUGAGGAGGAUGAGGAAGAGAGCUUAGACUCGGUGAAGGCACUGACCGCCAAGCUCCAGCUGCAGACCAGACGGCCGUCAUAUCUGGAGUGGACUGCCAGGGUCCAGAGCCUGGCUUGGUGUGGGGCACAAGCUAGACCGAAGGCGGGGGCACCUCGGUCCAUCUGUGGCUUUGACUCCGUGGAUUCUGCACUUGAGUGGCUCAGACGGGAGCUGCAGGAGAUGCGGGCGCAGGACCAGCAGCUGGCAGGGCAACUGCUGAGGCUGCGGGCCCAGCUGCACAGACUGAAAAUAGACCAAGCUUGUCACCUGCACCAGGAGCUUCUGGAUGAGGCUGAGAUGGGGCUGGAGCUGGAGUCUGGGACCGGCCCUACUCUGGCCCCACCACUGCGGCAUCUGGGACUCACACGCAUGAACAUCAGUGCCAGGCGCUUCACCCUCUGCUGAGGGCACUCGGGGGUCUCCCGGGCUCUCUGGGAAGAAGGAAGUAGGAGGGGCCACAGAGGGUUGGCACUUGCUGCGGGAGAGGGCAUGCUUGUGUUUCUGAAAGCUCAGUUCAGAGAGCUGAAAGACCUAGGGUGAGGGGAAGAGAGGGAGUUUAGGCCCCAAACUGUUUAAUAAAAACACACUGUAUACCUUU
Meriones unguiculatus (Mongolian gerbil) is the source of this 682-nucleotide messenger RNA. It is a transcript of the gene Fam167b, whose product is annotated as family with sequence similarity 167 member B. The coding region runs from base 1 to 489 and encodes 162 amino acids. The transcript is spliced from 2 exons. The record is from RefSeq and is a predicted model, not a curated record. Lineage: Eukaryota; Metazoa; Chordata; Mammalia; Rodentia; Muridae.